AUGAUUAGUGCCUAACCAGUCGAGUCGCCCGCCCUUGUACACAAAGUACCCCAAGUUGCCAGCCAGAGAUCAUAGGUGCUGGGCGCGAGAUAACACGUCGCUGCCGCGAACUGUUCAAUCGGUAUUUGCCGUUUCGAGCCUUGUCAAAGCCAACAUGACCUUGGGCACGAAGAUCGCAGGAUUUGCAGCUUUUGGCGUCGGCGUUCGUGCAUGGGCACUGGGGAUACAGAGACGUCCUGUUUUCGAACGUCCAGUAACACACGCUGCAACAGCAGCCGCUUUCGGGACACUUGGUUACUUUGUCUAUCACUGGGAAAUACGGCAGAAUGAGCUGAUUGAGAAGAAGCACAAGGGGCUCGGGAGACCGAAAUGGGAUGAUGGGAAGGGUUUCAAGCCAACCACGAGUUGGACGGGGCAGAAAUUAGACGGGGAAGGGUUGCCUUCAUCUGAGAAGUGAGGUCAUGCAGGCAUUAAACUAUGCGAUAGAAUGCACGUUGUAUAUCACACUUGCAAUUCUUAUUACCAUAAAAAAUACACAUCCAUUGCCUGCAGGUCGCCAUUGUCCACAC
Messenger RNA from Cantharellus anzutake, 569 nucleotides. RefSeq lists its product as uncharacterized. The coding region runs from base 155 to 457 and encodes 100 amino acids. The record is from RefSeq and is a predicted model, not a curated record. The transcript has 3 exons. Lineage: Eukaryota; Fungi; Basidiomycota; Agaricomycetes; Cantharellales; Hydnaceae.